This is a messenger RNA of Trichomonas vaginalis G3, 442 nucleotides long. Its product is annotated as phage tail repeat-like family. Gene Ontology annotation, molecular function: site-specific DNA-methyltransferase (adenine-specific) activity. The record is from RefSeq and is a predicted model, not a curated record. The transcript has a single exon. NCBI's taxonomy places the organism in Eukaryota, Parabasalia, Trichomonadida, Trichomonadidae. The annotation marks the transcript as partial.
AUGAAUUUUACAAAACCUCCGUUACCGUUCUUUGGAAAUAAGAGUAAAUGUAAAGAUAUUAUAUUGAGAGAACUUAAGAAACUACCGAAUGGUCUAACAUUUGUAGAUUUGUUCGGUGGAAGUUUCUAUAUAUCCCAUUUGUGCCAUACAAUAUUCCCAGACUCAAAGAUUAUAUGCAAUGACUUCGACAACUAUAUGGACCGUCUCAAACAUAUACCAGACACAAACAAUAUAUUGAAAGAGUUAAAAGAAAAGAUACCUAUAGGUAAGAUGGAACGUAUACCAUUAGAUAACAAAAAUAUUGUGAGAGAGGUUUUGAAAAAAGCAGAAUAUAUAGACUGGGAUAGUAUAUCUGCUAGACUAUUAUAUAGUGGUGCUAUAAGAGUUCAUGACAUUGAAACACUUAUGUCAAAAGUUUUAUAUCUUAACUAUACAAAUGUUU